Messenger RNA from Trypanosoma conorhini, 6723 nucleotides. Its product is annotated as DNA polymerase epsilon catalytic subunit A. Bases 1 to 6723 code for a protein of 2240 amino acids. Gene Ontology annotation, biological process: DNA replication; mitotic cell cycle; base-excision repair, gap-filling. Lineage: Eukaryota; Euglenozoa; Kinetoplastea; Trypanosomatida; Trypanosomatidae. The transcript has a single exon. The record is from RefSeq and is a predicted model, not a curated record. Gene Ontology annotation, molecular function: DNA binding; single-stranded DNA 3'-5' DNA exonuclease activity; nucleotide binding. Gene Ontology annotation, cellular component: nucleus; epsilon DNA polymerase complex.
AUGCCCGUUGCACCCGAGGAGUGGAAGGGGCUGGAGAGCGGCAGCAAGACCGGCUGGUUGUUCAACUACCACCCAACGACGGUGCUGGCAGCGGACGAGUCGUCAGUGGAGCGCCAGGGUGGUUCAGCUGGGCGGGCCGCCCUCCACCUUCUUUUUCAGGAUCACGACCGUGAGCCUUUUUCGGUUAAUCUGUUCUAUGACCCAUACAUUUUUGUCGCCGCGGUGGAGGGGCAUGAGCACGAGGUGGAGCUUGGUCUCAUGUCUCUUUUUGGACCCCAGCUGAUUCACCACAUUGAAACGCUGGAGAAGGAGGAUUUAGACCUCGUCAACCACUUAAGCGGCCGCAGACGGCUCUAUCUUAAGGUCAGUUUUUGCAACGUGCAAGACCUAACGGUGGUGCGUGGUCGACUUGAAAAGAUUGUGAAGCGCAAUGCCUCCAUGGGUGCCGCGAGCUCGCUACUAAACCCGUUUGACGGCUCACUACGUGAGGUGAUGGCCAAAUCCUUUGAGGAUGACCCAUUAAAUACAAACGUGUCGACUGAGCGAUGGUUUGACUGGGUGCACGAGGUGAGGGAGUACGACGUGAAGUAUCACAUGCGGGUGGCCAUUGAUUUGGGCGUAUUUGUUGGCCUUUGGUACGAUGUCACGGUGCAUGAGGGGGAGGCGAAAGUGGCACGCUGCGAUGAUAGUGCUUAUGCCCCGCCAAUGCCGCGGGUUUGCGCUUUUGACAUUGAAACUACAAAGGCCCCACUGAAGUUUCCACAACCGGAGGUGGAUCAAAUUUACAUGAUCUCCUACAUGUUGGACGGACGUGGAUACUUAAUCAUCAAUCGCGAGAUUGUGUCCAUGGACAUUUAUCCGUUUGAGUACACCCCCAAACCGGAGUACGAAGGAAUAUUCGAUACAUUUAACGAGCCAAACGAAAAGGCGCUGCUGCGUCGCUUUUAUGAUGAGAUGCGAAAAUACAAGCCAAACGUGUACGUGACGUACAAUGGGGAUUACUUUGAUUUUCCUUUUAUUCAUGCGCGCUCCGUCUUUCAUCAGCUAAACAUGCGGGAGGAGAUUGGCUUCACGCAAGGAGCGGAGGGUGCCUUUCUCAACCAGAAGAUUCCCCACCUUGACUGCUUCUAUUGGGUGAAACGUGACAGUUACCUUCCACAGGGGAGCCAGGGGCUGAAGGCGGUGACAAAGUACAAGCUGGGCUACGACCCUAUCGAAGUGGAUCCAGAGGAAAUGUUGCCGUUGGCACAAACAAACCCGCAACAGAUGGCGUCGUACUCCGUCUCUGACGCGGUGUCCACGUGGUACCUUUAUUUGAAGUAUGUCCACCCCUUUAUUUACUCUCUCUCUACUAUCAUUCCCAUGUCACCAGAUGAUGUGCUACGCAAGGGAUCGGGUGGUCUUUGUGAGUCACUGCUAAUGGUGCAGGCCUACGCAAACAAUGUCAUAUUUCCUAAUAAAAAAGAACAACAGUUGGAAAAGUUUUUUAAUGGACAUCUCAUUGAUAGUGAAACAUACAUUGGUGGACGCGUGGAGGCUCUCCGGAGUGGUGUCUUUCGUAGUGAUAUCCCGUUAAGUUUCAGCAUGAGCCCCGACAUGUACCAGAAGCUCAUUGACGAUCUCGACAAUGCGCUGCAGUUUGCGCUGGAGGUGGAGAACGGUGUCCAGGUAGAGGAAGUGACCAACUACGCGGAGGUGCGGACGACCAUAAGAACCAAGUUGGAGUCCUUGCGAGAUAACCCACGACAGCGCACCGAACCGAUUAUUUACCACCUUGACGUGGGCGCCAUGUAUCCCAACAUUAUCCUUACAAAUAGACUGCAGCCGUAUGCCAUUCCUAAAACAGACGUCUGUGCAGGGUGCUGCUUCAACUCAUCCAGCAACGAGCAUCAAUGCAAGCGAACCAUGACUUGGAAAUGGAAAGGGGAAUUUCUUACCGCUAGUCGUCACGAAUAUCAACGCAUCAAGGCUCAGUUAGAGAAUGAGUCGUUUGCAGCCGCAGUGAUUCAGCAAGCGAAUCUCUCCGCUGUGCAAAAGAAAAACUACGGUAACCGUAAAGGAAAUGUCUUGGAGGGAACAUCAUUUGAGCGAAAGCAGCGUCCUUUUUAUAGACGCCAAGGCGAUGGCUUUGGCGGCGGCAACGGUGGUGGAUACAGACAAGACAGCAAAAACCAGCGGCGAGAGGCACAGCGGGCGCUACUCUCCAAAGAAUUUGAGAGAAAAAAAGGAAAUGAAAGUGGCGACGAGGACGAGGACGACGAGAAUGAGACGGCAGGAGGAUUGAAAUCCUUUCAUAAACUGCAGGAUACCACCCAGUUUAGUCUUCUGAAGAAGCGUCUUGCUGAAUAUAGCCGGAAAGCCUACGGCAAAAUGCAUGAGUCGCGUGAAAUUUUGCGCACCGACGUUGUAUGCCAGCGAGAGAACUCCUUCUACGUGGAUACGGUCCGUUUGUUUCGCGACCGCCGCUACGAGUAUAAAGCCGCUCUCAAAACCUGGAAGAAACGACUGGACUCGGCCAAGGACAAAGACGAGGUGAAACUGUGCAAAAGUCGUUGUGUCCAGAUGGAGUCUCUUCAGUUGGCGCAUAAGUGCAUCUUGAACUCCUUUUACGGCUACGUCAUGCGCAAGGGCAGUCGUUGGUACAGCAUGGAAAUGGCUGGUAUAGUAACAUAUCUUGGGGCCACACUCAUUCAAAUGGCUCGGGCCCUCGUGGAACAAAUUGGCGUGACGCUUGAACUUGACACGGAUGGUAUAUGGUGUUGCCUUCCCAAGGAGUUUCCCGAGAACUUUACCUUCACCACGUCCAAUCCCGUCAAGUCAAAGGUGACCGUCUCCUAUCCAUGCGUUGUUCUGAACAAAAUGGUGCAUGACGACUACACGAACCACCAAUACCAAACAUGCAUCGCCACUGGCGUGUAUGAGCGUCGCAGCGAGUGUUCCAUUUACUUUGAAGUGGAUGGACCCUACCUGGCCAUGUUGUUACCGGCAAGUCGGGAAGAGGGCAAAAGCAUUAAAAAGCGCUACGCCGUAUUUAAUCCAGAUGGUGGACUUGCAGAAUUGAAAGGGUUUGAACUGAAACGGCGUGGAGAGCUUAUGCUUAUUAAGGACUUUCAGUCCCAGGUGUUUCGUCGCUUUCUUGACGGCGUCACUCUUGUAGACUCGUAUGCCUCCGCCGCCGUGGUCGCCAACGCGGCACUCGACAUGCUGUACUCCAAGGGGGAGGGCUAUGAAGUGGAGGAAAUUCUUGAAAAGUUGUCGGAGAGCAGCAACAUGACACGUCGUCUCGCCGAGUACCCGGACUCGCAGAAGUCGUUGGCAUUAACCACUGCGCGCCGGAUAGCAGAGUUUUUGGGUCCACAAAUGGUGAAGGAUAAAGGACUUGCGUGUCAAUUUGUUAUUUCGCGUCUCCCAGCCGGUCGUCCAGUGACGGAGCGUCCGAUUCCUCUCACUAUUUUUCGUGCAGACCCGACACUACGCCUGCACUUUCUGCGUAAGUGGACGGGGGACAACUCACUCUCGCCGGACGUCGACCUCCGUCAGCUGCUGGACUGGGAUUACUACAUUGCCAGGUUUAACGCCUGCGUGCAGAAGAUUAUCACAAUUCCCGCAGCACUGCAGCAGGUACCUAACCCAGUCCCGCGGGUAGCCCAUCCAGAUUGGCUGCAUAGGCGACUUGAGCAACAAAAUUCCAGAUUUCGGCAGCUUAGUCUAACCGGGAUGCUCGCAAAGCUGAAGGCAAAUCAGACCACCAUUCCAGAUCUGGAGGAAGUGGUUCCAGGAGAAAAGGCGGCGGCACCCUCUACGACAACGUCGGAAGCGAAGAAGAGAGAGGCAAACAACGAGGUCGCUGACAGUGACUCUGGUGAAGAUGUAGAAAGCGUCUCCGAUGACGAAGGCGAUCGUAUGAGACAAGAGGAAGAAGCACGCGAGGAGGAGGCGGUGAACGCCCUCAGUGCAAAGUAUUUUGCCCCAAAGAGUACUGUCGCGCUGGAUGCGGCAUUUUUCACGGCUCCUGGUGUUACGACGUGGCUGCAGCGUCAGAAGGAGUCCUGGACGCACCGUGCGAAGCUUCGUCGCGAGAUGGUGGCCGAUGCAACUGAUGUCCUUCCUGGUGAUGGGACAGCCGUCAACAACCACUUUAUUGACGUCAAGUCCAAGGCACUCUCAGCGACAUGGCACAUCAUGGAGGUGCGACCAGACAAGGAGGAACUGGGAACUGUGACUGUCAUUGCCGCACUUGAAAAGACGUUGUACACCUUUCGCUGCUUCGUCCCACGUCGUGUUAUUGUGGACGCCGAUGCACAGUUUCAGUUUCCUGCUGCAAAGGGGUUGAACAAUGCUCGGGUGCUUCCGCGAGGUCGUCUGGCGACAAAUUUGCAACAGAUUGAGCUUUCACCUGGAGUUGAGGGGGAGCGGAUGCUUAAUGAGCUGCAAACUUCGCGGGAGGACGUUCGAGCUGUCUAUGAAAGCCACAUUACUCGGACGGAGACGUUUGUUGCGCAAAUUGGCUGCUGUGCAAACGUCAUAGCGGACCUUCAUUUACACCGUGCCCGGCUCCACCUCUCCAUGCGAGACGUGUUUGCAAUGGAAGAGUUGGACAGUACGGUGAGCGGCAAUUACCUACAGAAUUCAAUGGACCGAUAUGUGUUUGUCUUUCACGUGGCCUCUGACACCCGCGGUUUGCUCGGCGUGGUCAAUCACCACGCAAAAACUGCUGUGGUGGUCGUUGUUCAACCUGCAUCUGCCCCUAUUCCAACAAUAAAUUGGAGUUCUCUCGUUCUGGAGGCGGCAAAAGCAAUGAAUAUGGCAAUGAUCCCGCUUGAAGUCAUGACGGAAGUUGCCUCAGAUAUUCGAAGCGCAUGGAAGCUUAUCCAUAGGGUCUUGAUGGAGGUGAUGGAAAGUGGAAGGCCCCCGCUGUUUGCCGUUCUUGAGAGUAGUUUGUCCACUCCGCAGCUUCUAACGCAACGCUCUCUUCCUCAGACACUACCGUAUUUGCGCGUACUUGGUUCCGUGGAAGACGAACGGCUGUUGGCAGAUCCUUUUCGUUGGACGCGCUUGCUGGCGAGGCGACUUGUGCAGCGGUACUAUGCUUCCCUCCUUUGGGUAGAGGAGUGUAUUGCGUUUAGCCGACUUGCUGGGAUUCCCCUUUGCAACCUUGCGCAGGACACUUGUAUGCAUGUGUGGGAUGUGAUGUUUACUCGCUCCCUGCAUGCACGGUCUCAUGUGUUGUGGAACUCGCAUGAUAUCUCGAUCGCCUACGAAGCUGUAGAUGAGCCGCCUCGCCAGGUUGUCAUGCCAGGUGGGUACCUUUCAUGGUGUGUGGAGUUUAGUUUGGCCAGACUGGAUGUGGUUGCGGUGCUAUUCUCGCAGAUGAUCCAAGAAGGGGAUGACCCUAAUGUGCACAUCCUCUGUGAUCGCGGUGUCACCACACACUUCAAUAUCCUGCGGGAUCUUGUGUCCGAUCUCCUUGGUCAAGUGGGGACGAACCCUGUGGCGGAUGCCCUUCUUGCAAGCUUUGCACGCUGGAUUCGUGACCCCGUCUCUUGCUGCUAUGAACCUCGGUUACUAGAACUUGUAAGCAAACUUGCCCAUCGCGCCCUCACCAUCGUUCUCAUUCGUCUGGCGAAACUUGGUGGACGUACCGUCAAGGUGGAUGGGGACUCAAUCGUUGUGCUUACCCCUAAGCACACCGUUCAGGAUGCAGUCAGUUUUGCGCGUUACAUGGUGGAUUCCCUGCGGGACCAACCCAUGCUACUCCUGCUGUCGCUUCAACCCAUUCGUUACUGGUGUCCAUUUAUGGUUUCUGACAAGCGGGAUUUUGCAUGCUUGUACGUCUCUAGCGACGAUGUUAUCAGUUUGAAGGAGACGGAGCAAGUGUCGCUUGAAACGAUGAAAUUUGAGCAGGCGUUUACCAUCUGGGGCAAGCUGCCCAAGAAGGUAAAGGGUAUCUUUCUUGGCCGCGUGGAAAGCACACUGCGGCUUGUUUCAGAAGUCCGUGAAAAGGUGCUUCAGGAGAUUCAGGCAGAUCCCACUGUUGUUCUUGCCAACAAAAGCGAGCAAAUUUUGCUACGGGAAGUAAAGGCCUUUAAAGCGGCAGUUGAGGGCAAGUUGCACGGCGAGCUGAUCGACGAGGUUCAUGGACUCAUGGAACGCAAAGACUUGUGCGAGGAAGAUGAGAUGCCAAGCGGUACUGCACCUCCCUCAGGCAUUGCCGUCGCGUUGGAGUACACCAAAACCAUUUGCCGUCUGCUUGAUUUGUUUCACAAUGACGGGGUUGUGGGGAAGAUGCGCAACAACUGUUUGCGUCUCUGUGGGGUAAGUCCUUUUUCUCCGUUGGCACAGCUGGUCCCCGACGUAGACGCGGAAUGUCGGUUGCUAAUGGUGAGGUGCAGUUUUUGCAACCUUGACGUGUUUCUUGACCUGGGCCUGCAGAAGAAGCGCUUGCGCUGCGACAGGUGUCAUGCGCCAAUUUCAGUAGCCGCCCUGGAAUCCCACCUCGUGCGACGUGUGAACGGCCUCGUGAUGAACUACGUGCAACAAGACUUCAAGUGCAGUAAGUGCAACGAGGUUGCCUCCAGCUACAUGAGUCAAAGUUGCUGUGGCCCUCUCGUGGGGAAAGGCAAGCCAAUCGCGGCACAGCUUCGGGCAAUGCGGAAGAUUGCUCUUAUUCAAGAAUUCUCAUGGUUAAAGGAGAGCGUCGAUUUGGCGCUUCGUUUUACUUAG